CACCUUCAGCUUCAUCUGCAAUACGUUCAUCCAACAACUACUUUACAAAAUGAAACUGUUCGUGAUCGCCGCUCUCGUCGCCGUGGCCGCCGCCGGUCGCUUAGAGCACCUGGAGCGCUCCUACCUCCCACCCGACAGCAACUCCAUCAGCAGCGGCCGCUCCCUCGGCAGCCACGGCAGCUUCGGCUCGUCCAGCUCCCACGGCGCCUUCGGAGCCAGCUCCGGAGCCUUCGGCGCUGGGGCUCGUCAGCAAGGAGCCUUCGCCGGCGCCACCUCCAACCAGUACCUGCCUCCUAACCACGGACCUUCCGGAUCCAACGGAGCUCCUCAGUUCACUGGUUCACUCCAAGGUUUCGGCUCCCAGGGCUCUUUCCGCAGCCAGCAGUACAACGGUCAACAUGGCUCUCAGUACUCUGCCCCCUCUUCUCAGUACUCUGCCCCUAGCUCUCAGUACUCUGCCCCCACCUCGCAGUACUCCGCCCCCAGGUCCCAGUACUCUGCCGCCCCCAGCUCGCAGUACGGUGCCCCCGCUGGCUCGUUCGGCCAGUCUGCCACCAGUCGUCAGUACCUCGCUCCUCGUGCCAGCUCCUCCCAGCAGUAUCCUCAGCAAGCCUUCGAUGAGCAGACCGGCUACCAAUACUAAGCAUGUUCUGUGCAAAAAGAAAAUGUGUUAGUCAAUUGAGUAGUUUGUACCUACGUAUGUAAAAUAAAAAGCUGUAUAUAUUA
Helicoverpa zea (corn earworm) is the source of this 726-nucleotide messenger RNA. RefSeq names its product pro-resilin-like. Lineage: Eukaryota; Metazoa; Arthropoda; Insecta; Lepidoptera; Noctuidae. The record is from RefSeq and is a predicted model, not a curated record. The transcript has 3 exons. The coding region runs from base 50 to 643 and encodes 197 amino acids.